GGAGGGGGGGCAUCCUUCAGAACCUUUUUUGUUCUUUAUACAAGUGGUUCAGAUUAAAGGUGAAAAGGGGGGGUUGUAGAAUGAGAGGGUUGUUUGGUCAGGAGAUCGUUUGGAUGACGGACACCGAGAGGCAGUAGCUCUCCCUCUGCAAAGCGAAUCUCUGCGCCCUUGGAAUAUUCUCACAGAGGCACGGUUACACAGUAGAAAUAUUUUCUCAGUUUGCAGUCGUAAUCCACGGGACGAGUUUGCCCACUGCAGGGGCUGCUGCGGCUUUUGCGUCUAUUCUGUUUUGAAUUCAUAUCUCCUUGACGGACGGGCGCGUGAGGAUCCCGGACGAGCCCGAAUUUGCAAUGCCCGAGCAGUGAGGGCACGGUGGGAUUUCAUUUGGUCACCCUGCACAGUAGCAUGGCUCCAGCCCGGAGGGACUGCAGCGGCUGGGAGAUGUUCCUCCCGACGGGAUGCCUGCUCCUCUCUGUUUUGCUAUUUCACCCUGCUCUAACCAAGGUGUGCAACGACCGCACCAAACACGGACAGGACAACAGCUGGUUCACCAGGGACGGGGAAAACUUGCCCAUAAUGGUUCUUAUGCCCAUGAACGAGUCGGCCCUGAUGAGCAGCAUCAGCCAAGGAAUCGAGCCGGCGGUUCAGCUGGCCAUCCAACACAUAAGGGAGUCCGGGAAGUACUCGUUCUCACUCAUCACCAAAAUAUACGACACCGAGUGUGACAAUGCCAAGGGGCUGAGGGCCUUCUUUGAUGCCAUUUGUUACGGGCCCAAACACCUGAUGAUCUUCGGCGGCGUCUGCCCCUCUGUAACAUCCAUCAUUGCAGAGUCCUUGGAAGGAUGGAAUCUGGUGCAGCUAUCCUUUGCAGCGACAACUCCUGUUCUAGCAGACAAGAAAAAAUACCCCAACUUCUUCCGCACUGUUCCGUCAGACAAUGCCGUGAACCCAGCGGUGGUGAAGUUUCUCAACUACUACAACUGGAGCCGUGUGGGGACCCUCACACAGGACGUUCAGAGGUUCUCAGAGGUGAGGAACGAUCUCACAAAUGAGCUGGAGAAAGCAAACAUUGAGAUUGCAGACACAGAGAGUUUCUCCAAUGAUCCCUGUGGCAAUGUCAAAAAGCUGAAGGACAAUGAUGUGAGGAUCAUCAUUGGCCAGUUUGAUGAGAACCUGGCCUCCAGAGUCUUCUGCUGUGCGUAUAACCUGAACAUGUUUGGGAGUAAAUAUCAGUGGAUUAUCCCUGGCUGGUAUCAGGGCAACUGGUGGGAACAGGCCAACAACACCAACUGCACCACCAAGAAGCUUCUCACUGCCAUGGAGGGAUACAUUAGCGUGGACUUUGAGCCACUCAGCGCUCGGCAAAUCAAGGGCAUCUCUGGCAGGACCCCUAAGGAAUACGAGAGGGAGUAUAGCAGAGAACUUCAGCAGAAAGGCGUGGAGGCAAGCAAGUUUCAUGGUUUCGCUUACGAUGGGAUCUGGGUCAUUGCCAAAACGUUGACGAGAGUGAUGGAACUGCUGCGGAUAAAACAACGGCAAAACAUGUACCACAACUUCACCGUGGACGACCGUGAAGUAGGAAAAAUGGUGCUGGACGUCAUGAAUGAAACCAACUUCUUUGGUGUUACGGGCCAAGUCAUGUUUCGUAAUGGAGAGAGAAUGGGCACAAUAAAAUUCAACCAGUUUCAAGAGGGACAGGAAGUGAAAGUCGGUGAAUACAAUGCAAUUGCUGAUGUGCUGGACCUCAUCAACAACUCCAUCAGGUUCCAAGGUGUAGAGCCACCGAAGGAUCGGACGUUUGUGCGUCUGCAGAGGCGCCACAUCAACGUGCCGCUCUACAGCAUCCUGUCCACCAUCACCAUACUGGGCAUGCUCAUGGCCGGGGCCUUCUUGUUCUUCAACAUCAAGAAUCGGAAUCACAGAUUAAUCAAGAUGUCCAGUCCCUACAUGAAUAACCUGAUCAUCCUGGGAGGCAUGCUCUCCUAUGCAUCUAUCUUCCUGUUUGGUCUGGACGGAGGUUUUGUUUCUGACAAAGAGUUUGAGACCCUCUGCACCGUUCGGACGUGGAUCCUCAUUGUUGGAUACACAACAGCUUUCGGAGCCAUGUUUGCCAAGACCUGGAGGGUACACGCCAUCUUCAAAAAUGUGAAGAUGAAGAAGAAGAUCAUAAAGGACCAGAAGCUGUUGAUUAUCGUUGGCGGGAUGCUGCUAAUCGACUUAUGCAUCCUCAUCUGCUGGCAGAUUGUGGAUCCACUUAGGAGGACUGUGGAGGAAUACAGCCUGGAGGCCGACCCCCAAGGCCGAGACAUUGCCAUCCGACCUUUCUUGGAGCACUGUGAGAACACCCACAUGACCAUUUGGCUGGGCAUCGUCUAUGCCUACAAGGGGCUACUAAUGCUGUUUGGGUGCUUUCUGGCAUGGGAGACCAGGAAUGUGAGCAUUCCCGCUCUGAACGAUAGCAAAUAUAUCGGAAUGAGCGUGUACAACGUCGGAAUCAUGUGCAUCAUUGGCGCCGCGGUGUCUUUUCUGACGAGGGACCAGCCCAAUGUCCAGUUCUGCAUUGUAGCGCUGGUGAUCAUCUUUUGUAGCACCAUCACGCUCUGUCUGGUCUUCGUUCCCAAGCUAAUUACGAUGAGAACAAACCCAGACGCAGCCACCCAGAACCGCAGAUUAAAGUUCACCCAGAAUCAGAAGAAAGAAGACUCCAAGACCUCCACCUCAGUCACCAGCGUCAACCAAGCCAACACUUCUCGACUGGACGGCCUUCAGACUGAUAACCACCGCCUCCGUAUGAGGAUAACAGAGUUGGACAAAGAGCUGGAGGAAGUGACCAUGCAGCUGCAGGACACGCCGGAGAAAACUCCCUACAUUAAACAGAACCAUUAUUCGGAUGCCAACAACAUUCUCAGCAUACGCAACUUUACAGAUGGCAAAGAUGGAGAAAAGUCGAUACUGAAGAACCACCUAGAGCAGAAACCACAGGCGCAGUGGGGCUCCAUGGAUCCUUCCAGAAUAAACAGAGGUCCUCUCGAGGAUAUCAACUCACCAGAACACAUACAGCGUCGACUGUCUUUGCAGCUGCCCAUCCUCCAUCAUGCCUACUUACCUUCCAUAGGAGGGGUAGAUGCUAGCUGCACCAGCCCUAAUGGCAGCCCUGGUUCGAGCCCAAGGCACAGACACAUGCCCCCCUCCUACCGGGUAAUGGUCUCUGGCCUGUGAGCUUCAUUCACUCCCCCACCUGGCUCUUUGCAGAGGAGACAUAUGUGAUUCUUUUUUUCUACAAUAGACUGAUAUCAUCAGCGUAAGUGCGUAUUUUGUCUCGGAUCAAGGAGGACAGGGAGAGAAGGGAGGGGGGGGAGGGGGGUUCACUCUUCAUACCUCUUCACCUUGGUCUUCUUGUAAACUGAUAUCCUCAGUCAGGAUGGGGUAUGAGGAGACAGAGUGAGCACUGGAUGACCCUUAAAAACUCCUUUAAUUAACAUCCCCUUGUCCAUUUGCCCCCCCGCCUGCCUAGGCAUAUACACAUAUGCACAGUCAAACACAGAUAGGCUAUAUACAAAUACACACACAUGCACAAAUAUAGCGACACCCCAAUAGCUGUGGUGGACCAACCCUAAUGAUGUGUAGCCUUAUCUGCUUCAGAGGGGAUUGUCUGUUUCUGUUCCUAAUCUGUUGUAUGUAUGUGCUCGCAGCAACACGUAAGUUUGUCAUCUAACUUGAGUAUUUCACUGCUUCAGUGACUGGAUAAUGGUUUGGAGAGGAGGAAUCUGCAAAAUCCAACAAAAGGAAAUCAUCAAAUUUACUGCUUUACCCUUUCCCAAUCUUGUCCAGAUAUGUAAAUAUCAUCAUUUUUAACAUUGAUGUACUGUAAGCUUUGUAUAUGCUGUGAAUGGACAAUUAAGUUGGUUCUAAGCGUGAGGCUUAUAACAGAGGCAGGUAGGCAUGACAAUUUCAGAUGAAAAGCGUAUAAAACAUGGCAUCCUACAAAUUAGACAUAUGUAUGAGAGAUAUAGAUUUUUCUGUAACUGUUAAUCAAUUAGCUUGUGGGCAGCAAAGUAAGAUACAUCAAAGUCUGAGUCACCAAAUAUCAAAAUGCACCAGUGCCCAUUUUUUUUAAAUUUAAACAACUUGGUUCUUUUUUAUUUUAUUUUGUUU
Messenger RNA from Pundamilia nyererei, 4155 nucleotides. RefSeq names its product gamma-aminobutyric acid (GABA) B receptor, 2 (gene gabbr2). Gene Ontology annotation, cellular component: membrane; G protein-coupled receptor heterodimeric complex. Gene Ontology annotation, biological process: G protein-coupled receptor signaling pathway; gamma-aminobutyric acid signaling pathway. The transcript has 19 exons. The record is from RefSeq and is a predicted model, not a curated record. Gene Ontology annotation, molecular function: G protein-coupled GABA receptor activity. Lineage: Eukaryota; Metazoa; Chordata; Actinopteri; Cichliformes; Cichlidae. The coding region runs from base 406 to 3219 and encodes 937 amino acids.